Cannabis sativa is the source of this 1318-nucleotide messenger RNA. RefSeq names its product palmitoyl-monogalactosyldiacylglycerol delta-7 desaturase, chloroplastic. Lineage: Eukaryota; Viridiplantae; Streptophyta; Magnoliopsida; Rosales; Cannabaceae. The transcript has 5 exons. Gene Ontology annotation, biological process: lipid metabolic process. The coding region runs from base 168 to 1118 and encodes 316 amino acids. Gene Ontology annotation, cellular component: endoplasmic reticulum membrane. Gene Ontology annotation, molecular function: oxidoreductase activity, acting on paired donors, with oxidation of a pair of donors resulting in the reduction of molecular oxygen to two molecules of water. The record is from RefSeq and is a predicted model, not a curated record.
CAACCCAAAACAAUAAUUCUAAGAUACAUCUAUAUUGAAAUUUGAUAAUUCUACGAAACCACUAUAGAAAACUUUUUUCCAACAAUUUUAACAAGAACCCAAUUAAGAAUUGGAGCUUAUAUAUACAUAUCACACACAAUAUUAAACAUUUAACACAAAAACAAAUAAUGGGUUCACUCAUGAUGACCUCACCAAAGUUUGGCAUAAACAAUGAGUCAAAGCCUAAAAAGCAAUUAAGAACUGGGUCAGUUUCUAAAGAAGAGCCAAUAAAAGUUUUUAGUGGGAGGAAAUGGAGUAUUUGGGACAUGGGCACUGCUGGUGUUAUUUUGGGUUUGCAUUUGCUUAGUCUUUUUGGGCCCUUUUAUUGUAAUUGGGCUGCAUUUUGGGUUGCAUUCACACUAUACAUCAUUACAGGCCUUUUUGGUAUUACUCUCUCUUUUCAUAGGAAUCUCUCUCACCAUAGUUUUAAACUCCCCAAAUGGCUUGAGUAUUUUUUUGCUUAUUGUGGAACUCAAGCUCUUCAGGGACAUCCAAUUACUUGGGUGAGGACACAUAGGUACCAUCAUCAGUUUGUUGAUUCUGAGAGAGACCCACAUAGCCCAAUUGAAGGUUUCUGGUAUAGUCACAUUGGUUGGCUAUUUGAUUCCAACACUGCAUAUCAAAAGAGUGGGAGUCCAAACAUUGUUUUGGAUUUAGAAAAUCAGAGAUUCUAUAAGUUCCUUCAAAAUAGUUACAUUCUUCACCCGAUUGCACUUGGAGUUGUGCUAUAUGCACUUGGAGGGUUUCCUUUCGUGGUUUGGGGAAUGGGUGUGAGGGUGGUAUGUAAUUACCAUGUGACUUGGCUGGUUAACUCUGCUUGCCAUGUUUGGGGCAACCAAGCAUGGAAUACCGGUGAUUUGUCAAGAAACAAUUGGUGGGUAGCAUUGUUAGCUUUUGGAGAAGGUUGGCACAACAAUCACCAUGCUUUCGAGUACUCAGCAAGGCAUGGGUUAGAGUGGUGGCAAAUUGACACCACUUGGUAUGUGGUGAAACUUCUUCAUACCAUUGGAUUAGCUACUAACCUCAAACUACCUACCAAAUCUCACAAGCAAAGAUUAAUGCACGCUCCAACAAAAUAAUUAUAUUUAUAUAUAGAACUUAAAAUAUUUUCAGAAUUAUUAAAAUCCUUUUACUAUUAUAUUUAAAAGUUAUUUGUGGCCUAAUAAUAAUAAUACUCAAUGAAAAUAUACUUGUCAAUUCCUUAUAUACCAUGAUUCUCACCAUUUGUUUUUGGCAAUGUGAGAAUUUUGGUUGCACAAUUACAAGAGUUUUUUAACCA